AGAACACUGAAGUGGGCAAACUUCUGCCUGGCUGUCAGUAGGUCACUGUCGCAUGAUGUGGUGACGGGGAACUUGUGCGUCCGGAAGAAAAGUCAGGAACUAACUGUAAACUAGCAGGUUUUGAGCCUCGUGCCAGCGAUGGGGGACAUGAAGACCCCAGACUUUGAUGAUUUGCUGGCAGCUUUUGAUAUUCCUGACAUUGAUGCCAAAGAGGCCAUCCAGUCUAGUCCAGACGAAGAUCGGGAUGAUGUGGGAACUGAUGCACCUGGGAGAGAGAGGGGGUCUCCCUCAUGCUUUCCCUGCUCUCCUGCCUCAGGCAGUGACCGUCCUGUGGUCAGCGUUAUUGUGAAGAACGCCAUAUGUUCUGAGUCUUUUGACGAGGAGGGGAAGUCAGUAGGUGAUAAAACAGAUUGUCAAAGCAGCUUUAGUGAUCUAACCUCAGAACUCGAUCUCAAACCGACUUCUGAUGCUGCUGUGGAAUCCCAGAUAGCCAAUGGGUUUGAAGCAUCUGCUCCCGGGAAUCGUGCUGCUUGGUCACCAUUGAGAUCCACCCUGAAUGAUAAUGAGAGUGAUGACUAUAAAAGAGCUGAGGUUGGAUCGAUCCAGCAUACACCAGAUGUCAUGAGCAGUUUGAAGCCCCUCCUCUUUCCCCAGUCUCUGACCAGUACUGGUCACAACUCCUCAAAUCCUCCCCCUCCACACUCUGUAAACUCUCCAGUCUCUCCUUACUCCCUUCAGAAAGAAGAAGUUUGUCUCCGUGGUGAUCCACGGUCCUCUCCUGUACCACAAAAUGGGAGUAUUAAAGUGGGAAUUAAUCAUGCAUUGCAAUCAGAUGAUGUUGACUCUGAACCAGACUUGGGGAGUCCACUGGUGAUCCAGGAGAGCCCAGAAUCUCCAGUGUCAUCCCCUCCCAAAUUUAAAGUUCAGUCUAAGCUGCUUGGGUCUCUGAAAAGCAAUUUGUCUGACAUUUCUCGUCCGCCUCAUCUGUCUUUAUCUCUGGCAGCUGCAAAACUUAAACCCACUCUGGAGGACAAAGGGCAACCUACCACCUCCAGUUCUCCUUCAGCAGGUCCUCAGCCACAGAGCCCCAAGGAAUGCCUUCCAUCUAUUAUCACAGGCUCUGCAUCACCCCAAGAAGAGAAAUAUCCAGAGCAUGUGAUUGAUGAGAGGGACUCGCCUGAGAGCCCACCGCCCAGUGAGAUGGGUCUUGUGGUCCCCACCAGGAGCAGCAGCCAUGAUUUAGGCAAGACACCAGGUCUAGUGGAAAACCACACAGACAUUCAUCCCAGAGAGGGAGUCAAGGAUAGUGAGCUUAGCAGAGCGGACAGACCAGGUCACACUGAAGAGCUGAGUGAAAAGAUGGCUGGAGGUGGAGAAAAGUUAAAAGAGGAGAUCAGUGGUGCUGCUACAUCAUCCGAGGAAACUGUGUUUGCUAAUGCAGCAGAGACAGAUUCCUCCCAACUGCGUCCUCUCAAAGUUAAAAUCAAAAUGCCUACAGGCAGCAUCACUAGAACUGUAACUGGUUUGUCACCAAUUAGAAAUGCAAGAACCACUUCCAGGGCUGUGGAUAGUUCAAAACCUUCACCAGAACAUCAUAACACAAAAUCCAUGAGGGAGUUAACUCAGCAUUCUCAGUUGCCUGUAGUAACAAUGCACCAGGAUGCUUGUCCUGCACCACCAGAGAGUGUCAGUUCAUCAAAACAGAAAUCUGCAGUGGAAAGCAAACCUAAAAUUUCCUCCACAGCUGUCAACAUCACCAAAACUGCAGCCCUGCCCUCUGUCUCCUCCUCGAGAGUCAGCUCAGGUGGGAUCAACCUGUGCAGUCUGGGCCAGAAGAUUCAAAAGAGUGGGAUGUCUGUUUCUUCUCCUUCACCGCUGCUCCCAAGUGGUAACAGACCAGCAUCCAUAGUCAACAACACUGGGGCCAUCAUAUCCAAAAGUCAAACAAGUCUGGUAGAAGCUUUCAACAAAAUUCUUAACAGCAAGAACCUGCUGCCCAGUUAUAAACCAGACCUGAGCUCACCUCUUCCUGCAGAGUGGGGCAUUCCUCUGCCUGCACAGGGUUACCGUUGUUUGGAGUGUGGUGAUGCCUUUGCCCUGGAGCAGAGUUUGGCCCGACACUAUGAUAGACGCUCACUGAGGAUCGAAGUGACUUGUAACCACUGUGCCAAGCGCUUGGCAUUUUUCAACAAAUGUAGCCUGCUUUUACACGCCAGAGAGCACAAGGAGAAAGGACUGAUCAUGCAGUGUUCACACCUGGUCAUGAAAACUGUACCUGUGGAGCAGAUGAUCAGUCAGCAGGAACCCACGGCACUUGCGUCUUCAGCGUCUUCAGCAUCUUCAGCAUCUUCAGUAUCCUCUUCAGUGCCAGUGACCCAAACCCCAAAACUGCAGUCACACAAAGCAGUAACUAAGAAGAAAGCAGACGAAGUGCAGUACACAGGCAAUAAAUGCCCUGAGUGUCAGGCUCAGUUUGGCAGCAAAGAAGAGGUAGCUGAGCAUUUUCAAGAAAUCAAACAAGGAGACACUACGCCAUGUACAGAGUGUUCUCCUCCCAUGCUCCUGCCCAACAACUGCAGUGCAGCAGCUCAUCGACGCAUCCACCAAAGUUGCUCACCACACGUGUGCCCAGAGUGUGGGGGCACAGCCAAGCAGUCGCUUUUUCAAACACAUUUAGACAAGACUUGUUUGCAUUUUGCCCGCCGCAUCGGAUACAGAUGUUUCAGUUGCCUGGUGGUGUUUGGUGGACUGAACUCUGUGAAGUCCCACAUCCAGCAGGCUCAUUGUGAUAUGUUUCACAAAUGCCCCAGCUGUCCUAUGGCUUUCAAAUCUGCCCCCAGCAUACAGGACCACAUCGCUGCCCAACAUUCCACCGUCACUGAAGGACAGGCAACGUUGAUUUAUAAAUGUGUCAUGUGUGACACAGUUUUUACCCACAAGCCCCUGCUGUAUGUCCACUUUGACACCCAUUUAACCAAUCAGAAGGUGCAUGUGUUUAAAUGCCCCAAGUGCACCAAGCUGUUUUCUCAAAGGAAUUCUCUACUAGACCAUUUAAAGACCCACAAGGCUGUCGCAUUGAAAGAAGACUCGCCUACACCUCCACCUGCUUCAUCCUAUUUAAAGCCCUCAGUGAAGUUGGAAAGCUCAGAUGGGGAUGAACAGAUGAGUGAAGAGAAAGAAGAAAAAGUAAAAAAAGGGAGGAUGAAGACCCCCUCAGGAUGGAAGUGUGUACCUUGCCAUGCACGCUACACAGAGAAGGAAGACUACAUUAACCACAUGGCCGAACAGCAUGGCAAAACGCUGAAGAAAUUCCCUUGCAACAAAUGUGAGAGCUCCUUCACCACGACCUCGAGUAUGCGACGUCACAUUAGAGACAAACACAAAAUCAUGAAUCGUGGUUUCCGCUGCCAGUUCUGUACUGAGGGUAAGAAAAUGUUCAACAGCAGAGCGUUACUGGAGAGGCAUGUUCAGCUGAGACACAGCCUGAGCUCUGUGAGCGAGGACAAACCAAUGGGAGGCAGAGAUGAGGCUGACAGCUCCUCAGAACAGGACAGUAGUUUGGGGGCUCAACGGAGACGGAGAAGAACUGUGAAGAUUGAGCAUAGUGAGGAGUCCACAGAUGGGAUGACUCCUGUGAAGAAAUUACGGUCCUCUUCCUCUGCACCAUACUCGCAGCCCGACUCUGGAUUUCGCUGUGUCCACUGUGGCUUUGCCACAGAGGACCAGACUUUGUUCCUGGAGCACAUCAGCCAGCACAAACGAGGAGGGACAGAAGGUGGUGGUCUGCAGUGUCUACAGUGUGGCGCCUGCUUUACGUCAAAUUCCUCGUUGUCACGCCAUCGCUUUAUCACCCACAAAAUGAAAGAUACAGCCAGUGACAACCUCAGCACGCGCCCAGCACCCUCCCCUGGUAACAGCAGGAACCAUGAUGAUAAAAAUCAUCAGGAUUGUUCUGCACCACUGUCUCCCUCCUCUCAGCCCUCCAUAGCUCAAGGGAAGGAAGAGGAGGACACUCUGGCCUGUGAGGUUUGUGGUAAACAUUUUGAAAAGGCAUCAGAUCUGAAUACACACUUUAGAACUCAUGGCAUGGCUUUUAUCAUUGCAAGGAAUGCAAGGAAAACUACUUAAAAUGGCAGAUAAAAGGGCAAGGUCUGUGAAGGUAGAAGAUAAAAGAUAACCAAGCUGCAGUGAUUCAUAUCCAGAACUGAUGUGACUCGCAAACGGAAAUUUGGUCGUCAAUUCCAAUUUUCAAACCAGAUUUGUGUCUGAUUUAUGAAUCCAUGCAGCUUUUUGCCUUUGGCAAAUUAAAAAAAAAAUCAUUAAGUGUAGCUCUCUAGUGCAGUGUAUCCCAACCCUGGUCAUCAGGGAACACUUAUGUUGCUCCAACACACCUGAUUCAGAUGAUCAGCUCGUCAACAAGCUCUGCAGAAGCCUGGUAACGAGCUGUUCAUCUGAAUCAGGUGUGUUGGAGCUGGGCAACAUCUAAAACAUGCAGGGCAGUGUUUCCUGAGGACCGGGGUUGGGAUACACUGCUCUAGAAGUGUAGUUAAACUUACCAAGCUUCCAAUUCCAUUUAUUUUCUUCUUCCAUUUUCGCACAUGGUGGAUCCGUAAAGGCACAUCUUAUAUGACCUUCCUCUUUAAAACAGAGUGAGCUCAAAUAUUUUUGAUGAUGCAUGUAAAAAAAAGAAAAAAAUGUAUUUGUGUGAAUGCAUGCUUUUCAAAAUGGCAGUCGUGAGACUUGAGACAUCAAACCUGACCUCUAAUGAAUCAGACUGAGCAGUGUCGCUGGUAAUCUGAAUAUAGCCCAAAGUAAAUAUGCCUUAAUUUAUUGCCAACAUCUCUUUAAAAUGUUUGUGAGCACACUAAUGCAACCAAAGAUACUUUUAUGUGAAUGAAAAACAAUAAACAAGCAAAUGUGAUUGUUGCUGAGUGACCAGCGUUAACCUUCAAACAUACAGGAUGGAAUGAUACUUUUCUGUUGAGUAAUGAAACGAGUCAUAUCGGAGCUGAUUCACAGUCAGUGGAUAGUUAGUAGAUAGUUAGUUAGACGAGUUCACUACUGAGACCACAUUCACAUACAAGCAGAGAACUAACACCCUUGUUUUUUAUUCAGUGAAUGUCGAUUGACUGCAAUGGAAAGGGACUGUUUUUUUGUUUUGAUGCUUUGAUGCUACUGAGGAGAUUGUCAUAUUCUCAUCAAACGCCAGCCAAGGUGUUUAUCUGUUAAAUCACUGGUUUUUACACAUUUUUAGAAAACCAUUGUGGUGUUUGAGAUUACGUGUGAACUAUUAAAGGCUUCAUUUAGAUUACCAGGUUUAAGGGAAGAGAAUCAGAUUUUUAGUUCAGUUCAUGUGACUCAGAUCUGAUUGUUUUUUUCCCCCCACAGCUGUGAGGAGAAAGAAAAUUCCGAUUUUUCAAUUCAUAUUUGUGUCAUUUCAGUAUGUGGUCAGACACAUAUAUGAUACAUGGCCAAUGUGUCAUUAAGGAGACUGGCCAUACUAGAAUCCAUGCGGCUUUUUUGCACCGCAGAAGCGAGGCAUAAUCAAACAACUAUGUGUCGUCCUCUCGGGGCUAAAUCUCACUCACACAUUUUUUGUGGUAGUAUCCAUUUCUGGAUUAUCUCUAUGAGGAUCAAUAAAAGAACAUCUUAUUAUUUUACAUGUGUCCCACUUCAUUACCUAGCGUUUUCUGUUGAUGCAUGCAAAAAGAUAUUUGAGCACAUGCUUUUCUGGCCACACUGUGUAGUCAUCACUAGUCAUUUUGUGUAGCAUAAAACAACAAUUUAGAUUCCCCAACUGCAGAGGCAGCCUUUGGCUGCCGUAUGUUGUAGUGUGUUAAUGAGAUAUGUAGGAUAUACAUUUAUUUAUCAUAAAGACUAACUUUGGACCUAAUUAGCCUCUUAAUUAGAUCCCUUAGUAUGAAAUGUAAUUCUUUUUUUCUUUUUUUUUCCUGUGCAAUGGAUGAGAGCAAUAAUGUCUGUUAUGAAUAACCUUCAGGUACAGUAAAUUUGUAAAGUUCAAAGUGAAAAGUUCAAAGUUCUGGAAGAUGAAAAUUGAACUUCAAACCUUUCCCUAUGAUUUGGAAAAUUGUUGGCAAUAAUCUGAUGUGUACACACAUUUUGUUGUAAAACCUUUGAGUAAAAAUUGCAUUUUUGAAUAUAAUUUACUGUAUUUACAUCAGAGUCCUCUAAGAAAUGGAAGUCAUUAUUAUUUUGGCUUUUUUCUAUGUAGAAGUUUCCCGGUUUUUUAUUUUCUUUACUGUAUAUACACGUGUGUUUGUGUGUGUGUGAGAUUGUUCUUAUUCUGUAUGCUUUCCUGAAAACACGAAGACACGAUGAACCAUUUAUUCCGAGUGAUUAUUCUUGCAGUCUUUGACAUUGAUCAGAAAAACAAACUUACAACUGAUGUGCUGAUGUUUUUGCUUGCAGUGUUGGGAUGCUUUUCUUUGUUUAAUGGCACCAUUGUUACAGCUGUUUGUUUCUUACAUGCUUCUAUUUUUACAGAUUUCAUUCCUGAGAUAAUAUCCAUGCAUCAAUAUCACUGAGAUUAAAAAAAGAGAAAGACCCUA
Messenger RNA from Solea solea (common sole), 6569 nucleotides. It is a transcript of the gene znf687a, whose product is annotated as zinc finger protein 687a. The transcript has 11 exons. The record is from RefSeq and is a predicted model, not a curated record. Lineage: Eukaryota; Metazoa; Chordata; Actinopteri; Pleuronectiformes; Soleidae. Bases 139 to 4128 code for a protein of 1329 amino acids.